UCCUCUUCCCUGCCCCGUGGUGCUCCUUCGUUCCCCUUUAUUCUUCUCAUCGCACAACAUCGACGCUGCUUCAAGUUCUCGACCCAAACGUUCAUCUUGACUUCUGCUCUCUCAUUCCCGCUGGCCCUCGCUUUUUCGUCUGCGCUGAAGGUUGAAGGGCUUACUUUUAUCCUCUCAUCUCCUCCUGCUUAUCGGCUGACUUCUAAAAGGGGUUUCAGAUUUUGAUGUGUGGGUAACCAGACACCUCUCAGAUGGCAACUUGUGUUCGUGCAAGUCCCUCCAGACCUUGUUUUCAUGUCUCAUAUACAUCUCAAUCACACCAAAAACCUCGGAUGCUCCCUGUCUUACCAGUUGGUGUUAAGCGUUUCCCUACAUUAUCUGUAAAAAUUGCUCCAGUAUUCCUCCCAUAUGGACUUGUAUUGAAACACCAACAACAGGAAACUGCACUGAAGUACAAGCAACUGACACCUGUUUGCUUGCUUGGUGGCAAAGAUAAGUCUGAAAGGGACAGUGGGGGUUCUCCAUGGAAUCCCUUUGAGAAGGUCAUGGGAAAUUUUAAGGGACAGUCAGUAGAAGAUAUGUUGCGGCAGCAGAUUGAAAAACAAGAAUUUUAUGAUGGAGGAAGUGGGAAAAAUCCACCUCGUGGUGGUGGUGGUGGAAGUGGGGAUGGCUUUGGAGGAUCUGAUGAUGAAGGCCUUGCAGGAAUCAUGGAUGAAACACUGCAAGUAAUCUUAGCUACCAUGGGCUUUAUUUUGCUGUAUAUUUACAUCCUUACUGGGGAGGAAAUGACUCGACUUGGGAAAGACUUCAUCAAGUUUCUUUUUGGAGGAAGCAAGAGUGUUCGUCUGACGAAAGUAAUGGACAAGUGGAAAAGUUUCUUCGUGCCUCCGAAGGAGGAGGAGGAGAUUGACAGAUUUUGGCUGGAAAAGGAGAUCAUCAAUACCCCAACAGUGUAUGACAGCCCCGAAAAAUUCAGGCGACUCUACAGGCCCUCGAUAAUUGCAAAUGCGAUUUCAAAUGCGACUUCAAAUGCGACUUCAAAUGCAUCAGAUGAGUGAUUUCACUCCUGCUAUUUCAGCAAAAUGGUAUGCGGUGAAGCAAAUUUAGGACGCAAAGGAUUUUGAUGUAGCAGUUUUGUAUAGCAUUUGGAAUAUUAACUUAAUUGUUGGGCUGGUGAUCAAAUUUCUGUGGGUUUUGAUAGGACAACUUUUUUGAAAUAAACCAUUACGCGUAGUCCUUGGUGAUAAUUUAUCCUUUGAUGGUUUUAUUAAUACAAGGACUCCUUUUUGUUGACAA
This is a messenger RNA of Manihot esculenta (cassava), 1296 nucleotides long. RefSeq lists its product as uncharacterized. Gene Ontology annotation, cellular component: chloroplast. Lineage: Eukaryota; Viridiplantae; Streptophyta; Magnoliopsida; Malpighiales; Euphorbiaceae. The record is from RefSeq and is a predicted model, not a curated record. The transcript is spliced from 4 exons. The coding region runs from base 252 to 1058 and encodes 268 amino acids.